Molecule: messenger RNA, 1423 nt
Organism: Phaethon lepturus (White-tailed tropicbird)
Lineage: Eukaryota; Metazoa; Chordata; Aves; Phaethontiformes; Phaethontidae
Product: astacin-like metalloendopeptidase
Exons: 11
Biological process (GO): proteolysis
Molecular function (GO): zinc ion binding; metalloendopeptidase activity
Source: RefSeq, a predicted model, not a curated record
AUGAAGUACUUUCUUCUGCCAAUUCAUUUAGCAUUUCUCUAUAGCUUUGCACUAAGUAAACCUGUCCAGAUAGCUGCAAGAAACAAUGACUUAGGUAGUGAAAUAGCUGUGUAUGAAGGAGACAUCCUCUUGAGAAGAGGACGACGCAGUGCAAUUAACUGUGAGAGUUGUUUAUGGCCCAAGUCACAAGAUGGACUAGUCAAGGUUCCAAUUAACAUCUCUUCUGACUUCUCAGUGACAGAAAGGUCUUGGAUUGCUGAUGCUCUGCAAGAGAUCUCCACGCUGACCUGUGUGCAGUUUGUAAAUCGCACUACAGAAACAGACUACGUGUAUGUUGAACGUGGGCAGAGCUGCUGGUCUUACUUUGGAAAAAUUGGAGGACGUCAAGCAGUAGGCCUGGUGACAAAUGGUUGCAUGGAUAAAGGAGCAAUUCAGCAUGAAAUGAACCACGCACUGGGUUUCAUCCAUGAACAGGCACGGAGUGAUCGGGACAGGUUUGUCAAGAUUAUGUGGGAACACAUUGUGGCAGGAGAACAAGGGAACUUUGGAAAAGUGAAUUCCAAAAAUCUGGGCCUUCCCUAUGACUAUUCUUCAGUGAUGCACUAUGGCGCGUAUGAUUUCUCCAGCACUCCAGGGAAACCAACUAUUGUACCAGUUCCUGACCCCUCUAUACCCAUUGGGCAGAGAGAAGGGCUGAGUAACUUGGAUGUAGCUAAAAUCAACAAGCUCUACAAGUGCAAUUGCUGUAGCUCUGUGUUGCCUAAAUCCAAAGGCUCGUUCUCCUCUGUCAAUUACCCAUCCCCAUACCCGAACAACAGCAACUGCCUGUGGUUGAUCCGCAUCCAUCGAAGUAAGAUUUUUCUGCAGUUUGAGGCUUUUGAUCUCCAACCCUCCUCAGACUGUUCUUCUGACUAUCUAAAAAUUUACAACGGAAACAGCAAGAAUUCCCCUGUCUUGCUGAACAAAUACUGUGGGAAGGCACCACUGCCCUCCUUAGUGGCAUCUGGAUCGACAAUGCUGGUAGAGUUUGCAAGUGAUGAGACCAUUACAGCCACAGGAUUCAGAGCCUCCUAUAACAGGGUGAAUUGUGGAGAUACUUUCACAGACUCAAAUGGAGUCAUCACCUCUCCAAACUACCCCAAUAAAUACCCCAAAAACCGAGCAUGCUUCUGGGUCAUCAGUUCUCCAGUAGGAUACAAGAUAUCUCUCAAAAUGUUAUCCUUUGAGCUGGAAGAUAGUGACAGAUGCAUCUAUGACUACGUGCUCAUACAUGAUGGAAGCCGACCUACAUCACCUGCAGUUGGCCCUUACUGUGGGACAGAGAAGGUUGCAGACUUUACUUCCACUGGGAACUUUGUACUGGUUGAAUUUCACAGUGAUAUAGUUUGGGAGUUGCCUGGAUUCGUGAUGAGUUACACAUUUG